Molecule: messenger RNA, 594 nt
Organism: Capsella rubella
Lineage: Eukaryota; Viridiplantae; Streptophyta; Magnoliopsida; Brassicales; Brassicaceae
Product: protein GLE1
Exons: 1
Coding region: 1-594 (197 amino acids)
Source: RefSeq, a predicted model, not a curated record
AUGGCAACUGUUACGGAACCUAUUUGUGCCAACAAAAGCGUCGAUGGAAUUAGCAUUGACCCUGAGCCUAAUGGAACCUUCGAUAGAUUGGUCUGUGAGAUCGAGUCUUUUGAAAAGAAGCUCAAAGCCUUUUCAAAGCUUCUCCAGUCAUGUCCUGAGAUGGACAGUGAUCAUGAAGAAGAAGAUCAUAGUCAUAUAUGUACCUGUGAUGAGCUAUACUUGAAUGAUGAGUCUGAUGAUGAGUUUAACCAAGAACUUGAUCAGUUUAUGAUGAAUUCGAUGGGUCUGGCUGAGAGUUUCCUAUAUGAUGUGAUCAACAACCCCAAAACCGAAGUUAAGGAAGAUAUUAUGAAUCUAGUUUCAGUUUUUGAAACGGACAUAAUCAAUGAGAUUGAAUCGCCUCGCUCCGCAAUAUCCCGUGUCGAAAGGUACAGCCAAAGUCGUAGAGAAGUUGAACAAGAGCUUGCACGAGAGAAGGCUGCGAUAAAGAGAGUUAGUGUUGUUGGUAGUUCAGCUACAAGAUCGAAAGUUCAAAACUGCAGAAAGGCCUUUGACAUUGGAGAAGCAAAGGUUAGAAGCAAUGAAGUUAGAUGA